This is a messenger RNA of Aspergillus pseudonomiae, 882 nucleotides long. RefSeq names its product ankyrin repeat domain-containing protein. The record is from RefSeq and is a predicted model, not a curated record. Lineage: Eukaryota; Fungi; Ascomycota; Eurotiomycetes; Eurotiales; Aspergillaceae. Gene Ontology annotation, biological process: regulation of barbed-end actin filament capping. Gene Ontology annotation, cellular component: cytoplasm; nucleus. Gene Ontology annotation, molecular function: protein binding. The coding region runs from base 171 to 668 and encodes 165 amino acids. The transcript has a single exon.
GUUGACAUCCUGCACCAUCUAGUCCAGGUCAGUCAAUAAGUCCCCACAACCAAACGGAACCAUGCCAAAUACACAGAUAUCUAACUGUGAAAACUAAGCUAUGCACUAAGAAUGACCUCCUCAAUCUCCGACUCAUCAAUCGAAGAUUUUCCACUUUCUUGACACCUUAUAUGGACAGGUACCUUGUCCACGAGAUCCGCCGUAAAACCAGAUACCAUCUCCAUGGAGCUGUAUCAACAAGCUGUCCCACCAAGGCGCUACUACCCAGGCUCUUAUGCGCCGGAGCACCAGUCGACCAACAGAAAUACAAUGGUGAAGCGGCCAUCCAUACCGCAGUGCGCCAGAAUAACCUCAACAGUGUCCGACAGUUACUGCAAGCGGGGGCAACUGUCGAUGUACCGGAUCGGCAUAUAUGGACGCCGUUGCACCUGGCUUCUCGGUACGGAUAUGUAGAUAUUCUGAGACUUUUGCUUAAAUCCGGCGCCGACGUCAAUAGACAGGGAUUCCAUGGAUGGACAGCGAUGCAUUAUGCCGUGAGGGAAGAACAUGCAGAUUGUGUGGAGUUACUUCUGGAGUAUGGGGCUGACGAGCGGGUGUGUGAUAAUGAUGGGCGGAGGGUUAGAGAGGGUCUAAGAUAUGGUGUUGAGCCACUUUAUGCCAAGGUCUAGGCGAAGGGGCAAUUGAUGGAUAUCAAAUAUCUACCUCUCCGUUUGAAAUACACCAUGGUGAAUCAUAGCAAAGAACACUAUGUAGAUUUCUUGACAUACACACUCAACAUAUCCGUCCCCUUCCCAUUCGCAUACGACCUCUCCGGCUUCAAAUACAACAACCGCUCAAAUGCGCCCUUGCCCUCCCCCUUAGCAUCCUCACCAACAUCUCCAC